CGUGUCGAAAACACGUUCUGAAAUCAAAGUUUGUUAUUCAAAGUCAGCGAACAAAAUACGAAAAUAAUUUCAAAUUACAGAGAACAGAAGGGCUUUACUCUACGGAGGGCCUAAAAUGCCACAAAAAGCGUUCAGUUCUGGUGCGAAUGCCGUUCCUAUGGGAAAACUCCAUCCGGUUUUAGCAGCGAAGAGACAAGACUCUACUCAAGAUGGUGGACAAAGGCCCCCCUUGCCCUCUUCUGGUUAUAAAUCCCCAGGGCCCUUUUUACCACUUCCUCCUCCCCCUAGCGACACUCAGGAAAGGCCUCCCCUUCCAAUUCAAGCUUACCCUGAUGGAAAUAAACGUAUUGGAAAGACUCCUGAUUUUCCAGAAAAGAAGAGGAAAAAGCGAAGCCGAUGGCAGAGCGAAGAAAAGAAAAUGAUUAUACCUGGAAUGCCAAUGUGUUUACCAACUGGCAUGACUGACGAACAAAGAACAACAUAUAUAACUCACCUUAGGAUAGAAGAAAUAAGUAGACGAUUGCGGACUGGUGAUUUAGGAAUUCCUGAUAAUCCCGAAGAUAGAUCUCCAUCGCCUGAACCGAUCUAUAAUUCUGAGGGAAAGCGCCUGAACACAAGGGAGUUUAGAGUUCGUAAAAAGCUGGAAGAGGAACGGCAUACUUUAGUUCAAGAGGCAAUGACAGCAAAUUCCGAUUAUAAACCUCCUGGAGAUUAUAAGCCUCCAGCUACUCGUAUACAAGAGAAAAUCUUCAUUCCUCAAGAUAACCAUCCCCAUGUUAACUUUAUUGGUUUGUUGAUUGGACCAAGAGGUAACACUUUGAAAAAGACAGAAAAAGAAACAAACUGUAAAAUAAUGAUUCGUGGUAAAGGUUCAGUUAAGGAAGGGAAGGGACGAAAAGAUGGUCAACUGUUACCUGGUGAAGAUGAAGAACUUCAUGCUCUUGUUACUGGACAAAAUCAUGAGUCAGUGAAAAAAUGUGUUGAUUUGAUCAAGAAAAUCAUCAAGCAAGGUGUUGAUGCGCCAGAAGGUGAAAACAGUUUGAAAAAGCUACAGCUUCGUGAGCUUGCUGCAUUAAACGGUACACUUCGAGAUGAGGACAUAAUCAGAUGUAGAAAUUGCGGAUCAGUUGAACACAAACACUGGGAGUGCCCAGAGCAACCAAAUUUUACUGCUACUUUAACAUGUACCAAGUGCGGAGCGAGUGGUCAUAUUGCAGUGGAUUGUAUUGUCACUCAAAAAGAGCUAACUAACAUUUUAUCUGCACCACCACUACAGGAUAGUGCGAAGAUGGAUAGUGAGUAUAUGUCAUUGAUGGCUGAACUAGGUGAAGGACCAGAGGGAGGUGGACCCCCUGCAGUGCAGUCCCCUCCACAACCCCCUCAACAAGUGGUAGUUCCAGCACCACCACAACCAAUUCCAAGACCCUUACGUACACAAGUUCCAGGACCCAUUGGAGUUGGAAAUAUAAGACCAGGUCCUGGAGGAAAAAGUCCCACCAUGGGACGACAACUUGGGAAUAACUUGCCCCCAUGGAAUUCGACCCGACCACGUGCUCCUAAACCUCUGAUGAGCUCACCUGUACCUCCACCUCCUAACUUGAGCAGAGGUCCACCACCAAUUCCUGGAAGUUAUCCAUGGAACGCAUCAUCUCCUGGCAACCAGGGAAUGUCCGGUGGUCCACAACCAUAUGGAGUACCUGCCCCUCCAGGAAUUUCCAAUCAUCUACCUCCUCCACCUGGACAACAGAACUCUUGUCCUCCACCUCCACCUCCACCAGGUCAAAGUAACCCACCACCACCAUGGCAAAGUCAAUCAAAUCCGUGGCAGUCAUAUGGAUAUACACCUAGUUACCCUUCAUAUCCUACUCAACCUCAACCUCCACCUCCACCACCCCCAUCUUCUGAUUCUUUACCCGCACCACCUCCAUGGGCCCAGGCCUUAAUGGCAGCAUCACAGCCUCCGCCUCCACCUCCACCCAGUUAAAGGCUGACUGACAACAUAAGAAAUGUAAUAAUGUUUUAAUUCCUUAAAGAAAAUGUCAUUGUUUGUGGUCUGUCAUUUAAAUUGGGCUUGUCAUUUGAACUGUGAUGUCCAAGCUAUAAUAUUAUCUCUAUUAACUGCUUUUUAAUGUCGCACAAGAGUUGUUGAUAAUAUGGAUGAUAAAGUUUAGUUUCAUACGUAUUUAUAAUAAAAUAGAGAAUUUGCUUUGGCAAAAUUUGAAGUGCCUGUAAACCACGUGAUUUAGCUUACCGUGAAUUGCACAUAUGAUGAAUUUUUAUGCUAAAAUCUGUUUUUAAUCGUGGAGUAGUUUCAUUCGUUUUGUGGUAGUUAUUGAGGCAGAGAAAGGAAAACAGACUCUAGCUAUUUUUGGUAAGCUAAAUCCAAAUGAGACAAUUCACAAUAAAUGUCAAGUCUUUUA
Molecule: messenger RNA, 2420 nt
Organism: Xenia sp. Carnegie-2017
Lineage: Eukaryota; Metazoa; Cnidaria; Anthozoa; Malacalcyonacea; Xeniidae
Product: splicing factor 1-like
Exons: 15
Coding region: 116-1984 (622 amino acids)
Biological process (GO): regulation of mRNA splicing, via spliceosome
Cellular component (GO): nucleus
Molecular function (GO): zinc ion binding; mRNA binding
Source: RefSeq, a predicted model, not a curated record